Molecule: messenger RNA, 500 nt
Organism: Vigna unguiculata (cowpea)
Lineage: Eukaryota; Viridiplantae; Streptophyta; Magnoliopsida; Fabales; Fabaceae
Source: RefSeq, a predicted model, not a curated record
UUUAACUCUCCUAAUUUUUUUAACCUUUCCUUCCAGAGUUUUACAUUCUCGCUCUACUCAAGGGUUUCCACACAUUUCCAAACCCACAUUCUCGUUUUUGUUCAGAAUGCUCUGUCAAGCUCGAUUUGAAUUCAUCAAAUCAGCAUUCAUCUUCUCAUCUCCGUCCAAGAGAGAUGUUUGCUCUAGUCCUUUCAUUGGCCUUCUCCUCACUGCAUUAAGAAGCAGAAAGGCUAGGUCAUGGCGCUAUGGUUGUGUAGCAGACUAUUUAUCUCUUCUUUCUGGGAUGAGAUUGGGGAGAGUGACAAUGAUAGAGACAACAUGCUUCUUCAACUGGAGCAAGAAUGCUUGGAUAUUUAUCACAGGAGAGUUAAGGAGACGAGGAAGCACAAGGCUGACAUAUAUUAAUGGGUGGCAGAUGCUGAAGCUCAAGCAACUAAUAUUGUUUCUUCCCUUAGGGAAUCUACAAUGCUCCCACGAGGAAAAGGAUCCUUGAAGCAGCA